AUGCAGUUAGCUGACAAAACUGUAGGAAGGCUUUGGUACUACUGGUAUUCUACUCACCCGCCCACUAAUCAUCAACUGAUGAAAGAAACUAAGUCGGUGCGCAAACUACUUCGCAAUUGGAAACGGAUCCAUGAAGAAGAUGGUGUCCUGUAUUGUGUUGUAUAUGAUGCAGGAAAUAAAAUUAAGCAACUGAUCCUUCCAAGUAUGUUGAAAGAGAAAGUCUUGAAUGCUGUACAUGACCAAGUGGGUCAUCAAGGUGCCGAGAAAACUACUGCGCUAGUUAGAAGUCGAUGUUAUUGGCCAAGUAUGCUAACUGAAGUCGCUGCCUGUUGUAAAUCAUGUCAGAGAUGUACAAUAGCCAAAGCAGGGAAGCGAUUACAUCCAACAAUGGGUUCCCUAGUUGCUUCCAGACCACUUGAGAUACUAGCCAUGGAUUUUACAUUUCUGGAACCCAGCUCAAACGGUACUGAAAAUGUUCUUGUUAUGACGGAUAUGUUCACUAAAUUUACUCAGGCUAUUCCCACAAAAGACCAAAAAGCUAUUACAGUUGCCCGUGUACUUGUCCGUGAUUGGUUCACACGAUUUGGUGUACCUCAGCGCAUUCACUCUGAUCAAGGACGCAACUUUGAGAGCAAAAUGAUUCAAGAACUCUGCAAAAUUCACGGUGAUGACAUAUACCACUCACCUAGAGCACACAAAAGAUGGCAAAUGGGGUUAAAUGUCAUCACAGAGAAACCCACACGUUGUGAAAUACGCCAUCACAAAUGCAUCGAAUUCGAUAUUCGGGAUAAUACAGUUUACUCCACUCCAAGGACUCGCCAAACUCCAACUCCGUCAGUGUUUCGCGCGAAAGACUAUGGAGGCAGUAUCGACUAA
This is a messenger RNA of Saccoglossus kowalevskii, 876 nucleotides long. RefSeq names its product gypsy retrotransposon integrase-like protein 1-like. The record is from RefSeq and is a predicted model, not a curated record. Lineage: Eukaryota; Metazoa; Hemichordata; Enteropneusta; Harrimaniidae.